Mucor velutinosus is the source of this 852-nucleotide messenger RNA. RefSeq lists its product as uncharacterized. The coding region runs from base 1 to 852 and encodes 283 amino acids. Gene Ontology annotation, molecular function: mRNA 3'-UTR AU-rich region binding. Lineage: Eukaryota; Fungi; Mucoromycota; Mucoromycetes; Mucorales; Mucoraceae. Gene Ontology annotation, cellular component: nuclear exosome (RNase complex); cytoplasmic exosome (RNase complex). The transcript is spliced from 3 exons. The record is from RefSeq and is a predicted model, not a curated record. Gene Ontology annotation, biological process: U4 snRNA 3'-end processing; nuclear mRNA surveillance; nuclear polyadenylation-dependent mRNA catabolic process.
AUGGCUACUACAACCACCACGGCCCCUACAACAGAUAAAUUCGAAAUCUUUAGCAGAAUCCAACCACACGAAUACUUGAAGCGAUUUUUGGAUCAAAAAGUCAGACCCGAUGGAAGAUCAUUGAAUGAAUUUAGAAAGACCAUGAUCACCUCAGGUGCUAUUUCAACCGCUAAUGCAAGUGCAAUGGUGCGUUUGGGUGGUACUACUGUUGUAUGUGGUAUCAAAGCUGAAGUGUGUGAACCUAAAAUUGAUGUUCCUAAUCAAGGCUACUUGGUUCCCAAUGUUGAAUUAUCGCCACUUUGUUCACCCAAAUUCAAUCCUGGAGCACCAUCUGAAAAAGCACAAUCUACCUCAGAGUUUCUUCAUCAGUUAUUCGUGAAAUCCCAAGUGUUUCCAUUAGAGGAUUUGUGUAUCGAGGAGGGAAAGGCAGUGUGGGUAUUAUAUGCUGAUAUGGUCUGUCUGAAUUACGAUGGAAAUAUAUUGGACGCAAGCUUGUUAGCACUAACCACUGCAUUAAAAGACUUGAAAUUACCUAAAGCGCAUGUAUCCCCAUCCUUGGUGGUUGAAGCUGAUCCCACUGAAUUCACAAGCAUCUCACUCUCACGAUUCCCUGUUUCAUCCACAUUUUGCAUUUUCAACAAUCCAGAUAUUACUUUAUCUGAUCCCAAUGACACUGAGGAAUCACUGGCAAAGGAGACUGUGACAAUAGUGAUGGAUCUGGAUCUUCAACUGUGCAAGAUAUACAAGAACGGCGGCACCACCAUCACAGCAGAAGGGUUAAAGCAAUGUAUCGAUAAUGCAAAGCAGAGAACCAAUCAAGUUAGAUCCUUGGUCGAUGAAGCCAUCUUGUAA